AGAGAGAAUGCACACACAAGGCUGGGAGCUGCGAGGCCCCGUGGAUUUGGGGGCCCAAACUAGCCUGCUUCCCCUUCUGGGUCUGCUGGCCUAAUUCCCAGCUGCAGCUGCCAUUCUGGGCUCCCCUCCCCGAGGCAAUCUCCCUGCAGAUUUGACAGCGGGAGGGGAGGGGCCGAGGGAAGGGGAGUGAACCGGGAGAGGACUCGGCUGUAAUCUCAUGUAGCUGAUCCCGCAGCCUUCUCCAGCUCGGCUGCCCUCUGCCAUCAGCUCUCCAGGCGAUUCUCUCUGUGCCUGCACUCUCCCCUCUUGCCUUCAUCUCCUUAAGAAAGUGUCCAGAAAGUUAAACCCACACACACAAUCCACCAAAAAAAAAAAAAAAAAAAAACCACCAGGGAGCAGGAACAGGCAGACGAGUAAGCGAGCACGCGCGCAGGAGAGAGGGCUCAGCCGGUCUUGGAGGAAGCACCGCACAGGCAGAGGGAGGCUGGGGUUGGCGGGACCGGGACUCAGGUCUCUUAGCCCCCGGGAGCCUCCUUCAUGGACGCAGGGAUCCUGAAAGGGGCUGCCUCAGCUUAGGAUGGGCAACUGUGUCAAGUCUCCACUGAGAAAUCUCUCAAGGAAGAUGCGCCAGGAGGAGACCAGCUACACAGUGGUGCAGACGAGCGAGGAGGGGCUGGCGGCCAGCAACGAGCUCCCCGGGCCACUCCUGAUGCUGGCUCAGAACUGCGCGGUCAUGCACAACCUGCUGGGCCCGGCCUGCAUCUUCCUGCGUAAGGGCUUCGCGGAGAACAGGCAGCCUGACAGAUCUCUGCGGCCAGAGGAGAUUGAAGAGCUCAGGGAGGCCUUCAGAGAAUUUGACAAGGACAAGGAUGGCUAUAUCAACUGCCGGGACCUGGGUAACUGUAUGCGCACCAUGGGCUACAUGCCCACCGAGAUGGAGCUCAUCGAGCUGUCUCAGCAGAUCAACAUGAACCUGGGUGGCCAUGUGGAUUUUGAUGACUUUGUGGAGCUAAUGGGACCUAAACUCCUGGCGGAGACGGCAGAUAUGAUUGGAGUAAAGGAACUGCGAGAUGCCUUCCGAGAGUUUGACACCAAUGGUGAUGGUGAGAUAAGCACCAGUGAGUUACGAGAGGCCAUGAGGAAACUCCUGGGUCAUCAGGUGGGACACCGAGACAUAGAGGAGAUUAUCCGGGACGUGGACCUCAACGGGGAUGGACGAGUGGACUUUGAAGAGUUUGUCCGGAUGAUGUCCCGCUGAGGCCGCCAGGGCCCCUCCAGGACCGCCAAGCUCCGCGGGGCGGGAGAAGAAGAGCCUGAGCUCGCCUCACCCCGCCGCCGCCGCCGCCGCCGCCGCCCAGAGCCCAGGAUGUACUGGCGGACGGGGCCUGCCUGCACCCCGGGGAGGUGCCCACCCCGGACCCCCACCCCUCCGCACUGUGAAAAAGACUCACGACUCCUGCAACUGGAAAGGGGGGGCGCCCGCCAACGAGGAGGCCACCAUGCCAGGCCGGCAGAGGUCAGGCCGGGCGCCGAGUGCCACGGACCCAGCCGCCGCUGGCUGGGGUGGGGGGGCCCACACAGCAUGUCUGCCCCAGGGCAGAGCCUCUCACCACCUUCCUUAGCUCUGUGCCCGUCCCAGCUCGCCUCAGCCCUGUUAUCUCAGAACCAAUAAAAAUAUUUCCAAGAGGAAGGUG
Molecule: messenger RNA, 1694 nt
Organism: Cervus elaphus (red deer)
Lineage: Eukaryota; Metazoa; Chordata; Mammalia; Artiodactyla; Cervidae
Gene: CABP1
Product: calcium binding protein 1
Exons: 7
Coding region: 578-1258 (226 amino acids)
Molecular function (GO): calcium ion binding
Source: RefSeq, a predicted model, not a curated record